AUGUCCAUCAACAUUUGCAGAGACAAUAAUGACCCCUUCUACCGUUACAAGAUGCCUCCACUGCAGGCAAAGGUGGAAGGUAAGGGUAACGGUAUCAAGACAGCGGUCCUGAAUGCGGCAGACGUUGCGCGUGCCCUUAACCGGCCAGUGGCGUACAUCAUCAAGUACUUCGGGUUCGAGCUAGGUGCCCAGACAUCGAUUGCGGUGGACAAGGACCGGUACCUGGUGAACGGUGCGCACCAGCCAUCCAAGCUCCAGGACGUGCUGGACGGGUUCAUCACCAAGUUCGUGCUGUGCGGCAGCUGCAAGAACCCUGAGACUGAGAUCAACAUCACGAAGGAAGACGACCUAGUCCGCGAUUGUAAGGCCUGUGGGCAGCGGACGCCGAUGGACCUACGCCACAAGUUGUCGUCGUUCAUCCUCAAGAACCCGCCAGAGUCGAUGAAGGACGGAUCCAAGAAGAAAAAGAAGGCGGCGACCGCGUCUGCGAACGUCCGCGGUGGCGGUGUCUCCAUUUCCGACAUUGCACAGGGCAAGUCGCAGGCUGAUGCGGGGGACGAAGAGGGCGACUUCUCCGACGACGACGAGCUGGCCCGCCAGAUCAACGCCGCGGCGUCCACGUUGCAACAGAUCGAGGUCAAGGACGACGACUGGGCGGUGGACGUCUCGGAGGAGGCGGUGCGCGCGCGUGCCCUGGAGCUCCAGGGCGAGGACGGCAACGUAUCCAAGUUCUCCACCCUGGACGAGUUUGGCGAGUGGGUCCUUGCCGGCGGCGACUCCGACGACGAGCUGCCCAACGACGUCGCCAUUUACAAGAAAGCUGCUGAGCUAGAGCUGCUGCAGGAGCCCAAGAUCGCCUGCGUGCUCGCCCAGGCACUAUUCGAUGAGAACAUCGUCGACCAGAUCAGUACACAUGCCGCCCUGUUCCAGAAGCUCUUUGUCUCCGACGACUUCGAGAAGCAGUUCUUGGGCGGUCUGGAGCGCUUCCUCGGCCUUGACCACCCCGACCUUAUCCCCGUCCUGCCCAAGGUUCUGCUGCAGCUGUACAACCAGGACAUCAUCUCCGAGGAGCAAAUCAUCGACUUUGGCCGCAAGUGCUCGAAGAAGUUCGUGCCAAAGGAGGUUUCCAAGAAGGUCCGCCGCGCAGCAAAACCAUUCAUCACCUGGUUGGAAAACGCCGAGAGUGACGACGAAGACAGCGACUGA
Eremothecium gossypii ATCC 10895 is the source of this 1206-nucleotide messenger RNA. It is a transcript of the gene TIF5, whose product is annotated as translation initiation factor eIF5. The record is from RefSeq and is marked provisional. Bases 1 to 1206 code for a protein of 401 amino acids. Gene Ontology annotation, cellular component: cytosol. Lineage: Eukaryota; Fungi; Ascomycota; Saccharomycetes; Saccharomycetales; Saccharomycetaceae. Gene Ontology annotation, molecular function: GDP-dissociation inhibitor activity; eukaryotic initiation factor eIF2 binding; translation initiation factor activity. The transcript has a single exon. Gene Ontology annotation, biological process: formation of translation preinitiation complex; translational initiation; formation of cytoplasmic translation initiation complex.